AUGUCCGCUCGUAUUUUAAGCCCGCGGCUCCUGCGACCGCGCCUGCGCAUCCAUGCACAUGCCCGCCUAGCGACUCUCUCAGCACAUACGAAGCUCCUCUCUACGCUCCCCAAUAUCCCAAUCUUCCGCGCCCUGCAAAAGCAUGAUCCCUCCAGCCUAGCGGUAGUACACAGUGCAUCAGACCGCAGCUUUACAUAUGGCAAUCUCAUCGCCGACGUCCUUCGCGCGAAAGAUGAUCUCGAGCGCAUAGCAUCGGGCAAGCUGUCUGGGGAGCGGGUUGCAUUUUUGGCGGAAAAUAGCUAUGACUACGUCGUAACUCUCUUGGCAAUUUUUGCCAGUGAUGCUAUUGCGCUGCCGUUGUCUCCAUCGUUUCCCGUUGGUGAAUUGCAGUACAUUAUGGAUAACUCGCAGGCAAAAGUGCUUCUUGCGACGGAGAAGUAUGCUGAUAAGGCGAGUCAGAUUCUAGGGGCUGGGCUUGAGCUAGAUCCAUCAUUUGAUAUCAGACGGAAGAUUGAGGUUGGUACGGAUGCCGAGUCUGUUCAACUGGAUAGUCGGGAACAGACCUCGUCCGGGAUGAUGCUUUAUACUUCGGGAACUACGAAUCGACCGCAGAAAGGUGUACUGAUCCCCGAGUCUGCUAUUAUUGCUCAAGCAUCAUCUCUUCUACAAGCGUGGAAGUACACACCACAAGACCGCCUACUACACUUGCUCCCACUCCACCACAUUCACGGCGUAGUAAAUGCAACCAUCACACCUAUAUUCUCCGGCUCGUCCAUCGAGUUCAUGUACCCCUUCAAUCCGGAACAAGUCUGGCGCCGCCUUGCCGCUCCAUUCCUCUCAUCUGAAGAGUGCAACAAACCAAAGAUUACCUUCCUAACCGCUGUCCCGACAAUAUACAAUCGCCUAAUGACAUCCUUCCAAUCCCUUCCCUCGGAAAUCCAAUGUGGAGCACAGAAGGGAAUACACCCAGACCACCUUCGUCUCAACAUCUCCGGUUCCGCAGCCCUACCAACACCCACCAAAGAAAAAUGGACUUCCCUAAGCGGCGGGAACGUCCUCCUCGAACGGUUCGGCAUGACGGAAGUCGGUAUGGCAAUUAGUUGUGGCCUCGACCCGGUAGACCGCGUUGACGGUAGUGUCGGAUGGCCACUGCCCGGCGUCGAAGCCCGUCUCGUCGAUACAGAGACGGACAAAGUUAUCCCAGUCGGCCAAGAAACAGAUGCCAACGGCCGGGCACUCGAAGGCGAGAUUCAAUUGCGGGGAGACACGAUUUUCCGCGAGUACUGGGGAAACGAGAAAGCUACGACGGAAAGCUUCGUCAAAGCAGAUGACAAUGGGAAACCUUGGUUCCGGACUGGGGAUGUUGCGACCAGACGGGUCGUCAAUGGAGUUGGAAAGGGAAGUAGUGGAGAGUGGGCGCAGGGACCUCUGUAUUUCAUCAGUGGACGGAAAAGUGUCGAUAUUAUCAAGACCGGAGGCGAGAAAGUGAGCGCUUUGGAGGUUGAGAGGGAGUUACUUUCUCUUCCCCAAGUUACCGAAGCAGCCGUCGUUGGUCUCCCAUCUGAACAAUGGGGUCAAAAGGUCGCCGUCGUGUUAGUGCUCAACGCUGACGCAGCGACAAGCGGACGAAAUGGCAAGUCGUGGGGUCCGAUGGAUAUGCGUCGUGCGUUAAAGGAUCGACUGGCAGCGUAUAAGAUCCCGCAGGAGAUGAAGAUUAUGGAGAGUAUACCCAGGAAUGCCAUGGGGAAGGUGAAUAAGAAGGCUCUUGUUAAAGAGGUGUUUGGGGUUUAG
Molecule: messenger RNA, 1791 nt
Organism: Penicillium longicatenatum
Lineage: Eukaryota; Fungi; Ascomycota; Eurotiomycetes; Eurotiales; Aspergillaceae
Product: acyl-CoA synthetase
Exons: 3
Coding region: 1-1791 (596 amino acids)
Biological process (GO): fatty acid metabolic process
Molecular function (GO): medium-chain fatty acid-CoA ligase activity
Source: RefSeq, a predicted model, not a curated record